CGGGAGUUUAGAUUUAAGGUGCUUAUGCAAAGGAAAGUCAUUCUUGUGUUUAUACGCGAGGAGGCGAGGUUCUGUGUAGUUGUUGUGUUGUUGCAUGUGAUAUUUCAUUCUGCGAAAAGGCACAUUACGAUGAGGCUAACGCCGAAGGUUUCUGCGAACAUUACCAAAAUGGUAGACUUUUACUCCCAAUUUAAUCCGUCUCCGCUUUCCAUCAAACAAUUCAUUGAUUUUGGUCUGAGUGCAUGUCAGCGCAAAUCAUUCGUAUUCCUGAGGAAGGAACUGCCAGUCAGGCUAGCCAACAUCAUGAAGGAGAUACACCUGUUGCCAGACCACCUCCUGCGCAUGCCGAGCGUGAACCUGGUCAAUCAGUGGUACGUGCGCAGCUUCCAGGAGAUCCUAGAAUUUGAGAAGACGGAUGUCAGCGAUGGCGUGCUGGACACGUUCUGUCAGGCGCUGGUAAAGAUACGGAACCGCCACACAGAUGUUGUGCAGACAAUGGCACAGGGUGUGCUGGAACUUAAGGAGUCCCAUAAAGUAGACCACCAGAUAGAGAACAGUAUCCAGUACUUCCUGGAUCGGUUCUACAUGUCCCGUAUCAGCAUCCGCAUGCUGAUCAAUCAGCACACACUGCUGUUUGGUGGACAGUUAAAUGACAGUCGUCAUGUGGGCUGCAUAGAUCCUCAGUGUGACCUGGUUGGUGUCGUGAAGGAUGCAUAUGAGAAUGCAAGGUUUCUGUGUGACCAGUACUACCUUGCUUCACCAGACCUUAUAGUCAAGGAACACAAUGGCUUGGUGCCGAAUGGUGAGGUAGACGAUGCACAGGAGUGCCUUGACCAGGCUUCAGAGCUGGAACAUGGUGUGCCCAUCAGGAUAGUAUAUGUGCCCUCUCAUCUGUACCACAUGCUGUUCGAGUUGUUCAAGAACUCGAUGCGAGCUGUCAUUGAGCACCAUGGCUCUAAUGCAGAACACCACCCUCCCAUUGAAGUUACUGUCGUCAAGGGCCGAGAGGACAUCUGUGUCAAGAUGUCGGAUCGAGGUGGGGGCAUUCCUCGCAGUCAGACGGAUCUGCUGUUCAACUACAUGUACUCCACCGCACCUCAGCCCCCCAAGUCUGAUGCCCACACCGUACCACUAGCUGGUUAUGGGUAUGGUCUUCCAAUCUCUCGCCUGUAUGCUCGCUACUUCCACGGUGAUCUUGUCCUGCUGUCAUGUGAGGGCUAUGGUACAGACACUGUUAUUUAUAUGAAGGCCCUGUCGAAUGAAGCCAAUGAAUUGCUUCCAAUCUUCAACAAGACAUCCAGCAAGUACUACCGCGCUUCAAUCCCAACAGCCGACUGGAGCAAUGCAAGUUCUAACAUGGGGAUCCGACACAUGACGACCACUAGUCCUCGCAGACAGACCGUGAUGCAAAACGAAAGUGCGCAUGCACAGUGCUAACACUGAUUGCACCUAGCCAAUUUUGGGCCUGGUUCUGUGUCAUUUGAGGCUUCUCUUUAUGGAAGCAAGUACUUACUGUGGAUAGUUUUGAGAGAUACGAAAAAUAUCCUCUACUACAGAUAUGUAUAGUUUCAGAUCCCAUGCAAUAAUUGUAUGCUGGUGCCACUGAUCUGUCACGCUACUCUCUUAUUGUGACUGAUGCACAGAUGGCACCACGUCAGCAAGCUGUGGAGACUUGAAGCACCCUUACAGUUACUGCUGUUACCAUGGCAGCAUCACACUUCACUGGGCCUCAGCCAAACUGGACACCAUCUUCUCACCCAGUUACAUCACGCAAGAACCAGAAUCCAGUUGUACCAACAAACCAUUUUAGGUUGUGUAGUUUUAGUAACCGUAGUGCUGCGGUAUCUUAAAACCAAAUUUUAUUCGAAAUUAAUACAGAAUUAGAGCCAUUGUAGGACUUGGGAUGAGUUGCUAUUUCUGUUUCUUAUAAUUUGCUACUAAUGAUAAAAUUACAAUUACAAAAGACAAGUCCAUCCAGUGUGACUAUUUCAGUUAUCUAACUUGGUGAUUCACUAGCCUUACAUGUUUUGAUCCAUUUGGAUCAUAUUCAGAGGCACCAAACACUUUUUUGGAACCACUAUCACAGCAGUUGUCAAUCAAAUACACAUGUAAUGUCCAAGUGAACAAUGUUCCAUCUAUCAGUCACAGCAGCCUUUCUGGUUAUAGAAAUA
Cryptotermes secundus is the source of this 2171-nucleotide messenger RNA. It is a transcript of the gene Pdk, whose product is annotated as pyruvate dehydrogenase (acetyl-transferring) kinase, mitochondrial. Gene Ontology annotation, molecular function: pyruvate dehydrogenase (acetyl-transferring) kinase activity. NCBI's taxonomy places the organism in Eukaryota, Metazoa, Arthropoda, Insecta, Blattodea, Kalotermitidae. Bases 25 to 1437 code for a protein of 470 amino acids. The transcript has 9 exons. The record is from RefSeq and is a predicted model, not a curated record. Gene Ontology annotation, biological process: protein phosphorylation; regulation of glucose metabolic process. Gene Ontology annotation, cellular component: mitochondrion.